Molecule: messenger RNA, 834 nt
Organism: Moneuplotes crassus
Lineage: Eukaryota; Ciliophora; Spirotrichea; Euplotida; Euplotidae
Source: the annotation of a GenBank genome assembly
UUAUUUUAAAUAUGGCCUUCUUCAUUACAGAAGCAACAAAUCAGAAGAAAGACACUGCUAGCAAGAAGAACAAACCGAGGAAUGAGGAUCUGGUUGAUCCAGAUGAUUACAUGCCGAAGAGAUUUGGGCUCAAAUAUGAUCCUCCUACUAUAGUACUGGAAUAUAUGGUAAUGUCUCUGGGAAAGCUCUAUCACCACAAAAUGAAAUUACUGCGGCUUACUCCUGAAUCGGAUAUCAACGAGAUGAUAGAUUAUUUGUACAGCAGACAUUCUUUCUAUCUCAAAGAGUCAGUGGUCAGCCGUCAACAAUUAGCCAAUUUAGUGAUUAGGUUGCAGAAAAGGUUAGAAUUAAGAGGAAAAGCAAGCACUAUCAAAGAAAAUAAGGCGCCUUCGAAGCCAGCUCCAAUGAAGAUGGAUCCAAUCAAGAAAUCUCCGGUUAAGCAGCCUGAGCCUGUGCAGACAAUAAAGCAAAAUGAUCAAGUUCCUUCUUCAUACCUUCCUUCGGUGAGUCAGAAGAAGCCAGCUCCAGCCAGCAAUGACUGGGGCGAUGACGACUGGGGAGAUGAUUGGGGAGACAACAAUAAUGACGAUGACGAAGAAAAGGAUUACGAUCAUUUCAACAUGAAUAAACUCACUACAGAAGAACUUAAGAAAGAAAAAGCAAAAAUGGACGUUGGAUUCGAGAAAAAUCAAAAGAAGCCUGGCGAAUCUGGAUUCGAAUACGAUGUUAGAAAAGAUUUCUCCGCGCCUAAGGAAGAAUGAAGUUGGGAUGAAGAUGAUGACGAUGAUGAUCUUGACGAUUACUUUGACGAUGAUUUCUAGAAUUCCUUCCAAA